CCAACCCAGAUUGCAAUCUUCUCGCAGUUCCACACUUCCCACAAAUUUAGAUUAUCGAUACUCUGUAUUCAUCACAAAAAGCAACCUGCAUUCACUCUGGUUUAUUUGCCGGAGGACAAGGACACCCUUCGAAAUGGCACCAUCAACUGAUACGGGCUCAAAAGAUAUUCGAGACCUGAUUAGAGGACGAGCGUCUGACCUUCAGGUGGAAUCCUAUGAAGCUCUCGCUCACACAAGUCAUGGUCUAAUCGAAGCCGAGAAGGCACUGAAGAAGCCGAUUGAGGUUUUAAGAAAUGGCAAGGCCAGUAAAGAAGAAAGAACAGCUGAAGCUGAUGGCUUAUCAUGGGUUCUGGCCUUUUUAAAUGACCGUGCAGGUCACGUCCAAUUGCAUGCCGAGAUACUCUGUCCAACUCCCGGUAUCAUUUAUUCCUUGGCCAAUGGAACUGCCGCUUCCAAUAGAAAGCAGCAUCAGCAGCAUAAGAAGAAAGCUUCAGCAUCGAGUAGUAUGCUGAAAAAGUCAUACCCCCAUCUGAAUCCUACUCGUGCAAGGGUGCCCACCAAGACAGCAAAGCCGACCUCCGCAGCCAAUAAAACUUCCAAGGAAAGGCUACUAGAGAGUCGAAUUGAAUCAGCUGUUGCUGUCUGUAACAUGAAGGAUGGAUUGAAAGCAGCAGCGCAACAGUUGAAGACAGCCAUGGACGUUUUGGAUGACCACAAAGCCAGAAAAAUCAAAAGAAUGCUGGCCAUUGAUGGCUUGAUGGAGGCCCAAGCAUUUGUCGGGCAGUGCUGGGUUGACCUAGACAAGCAUAUCACGGUAAUCGCCCCGAGUUGUUACAUGCGCAGUGGCUACGCCAGAGUUGCCACUGCGCGGCGUAAUGGAGCAUACCUCAAGAAUAAGGAUGAUGAUCCGGACCACCUACAAUUUAUCAUGGCCAUGAUGUCAAGCAUCAACGAUGAUGGCCGUGCGGCAAGAGCACACUGGUAUGGCCUCCACUCCGAAGCAAGUGCGCAGAGAAAAGGUGGCACCCCUUGACGGCGCCCAUGACACUAACAGUUGGCGCUUAUGCUUGUAAGCACCUGGAACCCCUAUUUUAAUACACGCCCAUAUACAAAGCUCAGCCAUCCAGCUAGAGUCGGCAGUAUGUAUUUCAUACAAGGCACCACAAAACCGGUAUGAAUCGACAUGCUAGCUCAUUAAUAUUAAAUGCGCCAAUGAUGCAGAGUUUGCUUGCCUGUGCUGGUUGCUUCGCCUGGCCAACCUCAUCCGGUGGAACUUUCUGCUUAGCCAGCCAUCAGGACCUUACUUUGACGUUGGCGGAACAUGGAAAUAGCGUUCUCCCUCGUAUGUCUCUAGCCGCAUAUUGGCAAUCAAAUCAUGUUGCUGAAACGCCUCCUGGGCCUGCUUCAUACCAUCCAACACAAAUUCACGUGUUCGUUCUGAUUUCCCUGUGAACAUGGUGCAAUCAAGCACGGCGUGAGAACAAGACCUGCAAUUGUGUCUCCUUGUCAGUCAGGAUCAAUGUUCCAAUCUUCACUUACCAUAAGCUCGAAUAUCUACAUAGACAUCCUCUUGAAAGCUUUCGUCGGUCCAGUCUUCCACUCGUUGCAGGAUCAACUUGGUUGUGUUGGGUUUUGUUCCCCAUAUAUCACAAAGCUUCGACUGAAUGGCGGCCAAGGGAACCGGCUUUGCGAGAGUGCUUCUUGCAAAAAUCUUCACCAAGGGCAUGGUUGACUCUUUUAAGCAAGGGAGGAAUAUGUUCGAAAGGGGGGUGAUGGCUUGCCUUUCGUGUUGAUGGUGUUGCUGUUGGACUCGACUCGACUCUCUGUCUUUCUCAGAUGUGUCUCUCUUUUCUCUACUGUCUGCCAUCAAUGACGUGUUAUCUCUAACCUUAGCGUAGAUCCAUUAAGACGCAACUUGGAGCACCCACCACGAAUUUGGGAAUUGGUGGAGCAACCGAAUCCCACGGUCCUGACCCCACGGUAGACCCAAUGGGUGAGGACGGAGAUCCAGAUGUGGCAGAUGCGAUUGAAGAUUCGUGAGGGAGUGGAAGGACUCUCCAAGGAUGCUUAGGUGGACGUUCUUGUACGUGUUAGCCCUGGAGUAUUCCUAUUGAAUAAGCCGGGGCCAGGGAUGUACCCAGACUAGACGUUCUGAAUAGCUGAUCGGCGUGUAGGCUUUUUGUAUUAAUGCUCUUAGCCAAUUGUAAGCUAUUGCUCCCAGCGGAUGCAAAUAGUACCGAUGCUUGUUUGCCAGUCCGGGCUAACAAGAAACCUUCUUUGGGAUGGAUUAAUUAGUACCCUUACCAGCUCGGCUCUGCGGGGCCCUGGUCGAGCACGAUGGUCGCUAGACCGGAAUUGGCAAGUGGCCCCAGAAAAGAGUUCAAGAGAAUCUACGUAUUUUGUUCAAGUCGUCUACUUUUGUUGGCUAUGUUGUGUCCCUGUACACUUCUUUAGUUGUGAACUAUGAUAUGUCAAUUCAAACUGCACAUGCUCUUGCUUGUGUUGAAUGAAUCGGAUCGGUCUAUCUCUUCCUCCUCGCUGGUAUUGGACUACCGAGAGCAAGGCACGGGCCGUUUCCUGCAAUGACGGCGCUUUCGUUAUUCUCCUUGCCUCUUUCUUUUAUCAUUGUGGCACCUCGAUUGCUUGCUUGGCCACCAACACCGGUGCUUCUGCACCAUCAAGGGUUGCCUGCUGAAUCGGAUAGGAGGUCGUGUUGACGGCCAAAUCAUAGAGAUGCCCUAGUGUGUGUUUCAGACCAAACUUCUUCAUACCAAACUCAAUAAUACCCAAAUCAUGCGAUGUGAACUUGAGUGCCAUUGUAUUCUCCACUAGGCGCAUAGACAUGUCUCUAUCAUCCUGAAAGACCAGCGGUAGAAUCGUUGUAAUGGCGCUCAUCAAACCCAGUGGUUUCCAGCUGAUCAUGUCGGGAUCCUCGACAGGAGGAAUAAACAUGUUCGUUUCAUUAUUGCUUGUCGUACCGGUAGCGCCCAAUAAUAAUUGCUGCCGUCUCUUGCUCUCUGUAAUCAAAUGAGGAAAGGCGAGGAACCAGAAUCCCCAUCGCAACUUGGGGAGAUGCAGUACAUGCUCGGCAACUCCUUCGUCAUUGUUCCAGAUGAGAUCAUCCAACAUCCACAAGUUGGAGUGGUAGGGUACCAUAUCUGCCAGAAUACCCAAGGAUGGAUCAUCCCAAUCAUUUGCCACUCGGGCGAAUCGGGGAUGUUCCUUCAUGGCUGCCAAAGUCAAACCAGGCGCUUCGCUGUAUUCUAGGAUUCUCUGUUGCCAGAUCUUGAGUACUUUGUUGUUGGUUCCUUUAGUCAUCAAUAGUCCAUUGUUGAAUAGGUCCAAUCCAGAUCCAGGCAGUUUAUUCAGGGAAGUCAGCAUAAGCUUGUCUUCUUCCACAGUAUCCCAGAUUUGAUCAAAGCCCUUGAAGACCAAUGUGGAUGCGUCCAGAUACAGACCUCCAUAUCGAAUGAGAACUGCCAGACGAAGGAGAUCACUGCGAUGUUGUACCUUCAAACUGAAAUAGGUGGUGGGUAGAUCCGAUACUGACACGUACUGUUGGUAAUUGUGAUCGUCCAGGAUGAUUACUUUCCAAUCUGGAUUUCGCACUUGCCAGGAUAAGACGGAAUGUUGGCACAGUUCCGGCAUUCCUUGCAAGCCCUUGUCCCAAUACGCCCAGAUGAUGCGAGUGUCACGGUCGAAUAGCUCGGCGGAACUCUUGGGUUCCUCCCAGACGGUUUCAAAGGGUCGACUGACAACGGCGGGAAUGGCCUUGGCUUGGGAUGCCGAGACGACUGUAUUUCGAACUACCAAAAAGAGUUCGGCAAUGGAUGCAAAAUCAAAAUUUUGUGGCAGUGAUCGGAUCAGAAUCAGGAGCAUUAAUGCUACCGAUGUGACCAGUGGAGACCAAAUGCUCCGUCUCUCCCGUUGCUGCUUUCUGUCACCAGUGUUGAUGAGAGUACUUCUCGUUUCCAUAUUCAUUAUCCUCAUGGUGGCAGUGGUGGUGUGUUGUUGGUAGCACUUCAAAGCAGAAACAGUGGAGAGCAGAUGGUUUAGGAAGGUUUCUAUCUUCAGAAUAGCAGACUUGAAGGUGGAUGUCAAGGCAAGGUUGAACAAUCGAAAAAUCCGGACAAGUUUGGGAGUCUUGUAGGUAGAAUUUGUGAGCGAUGAGAGGGUGCGCAAACGCUGCGUUGGGCUGGCAAUUUUCCAAUUGUGGGCUCUUGCCUCUUCACAACCAAAAUCGGUCGGGUGUCUAUCUGUAUGGUUGGUGGUACCGAUGCGUUCGUCCCCUUGGAUGCGGCACGACCUUGGAAAGAGAUGAGUCAUCUACUGUACUUCAUCAAGGACUGCUCAUUCCUGGCAUCCAGAUUGCCGUCGUCAAUUCCUUCUCUUCUAUUUUUUCUCAAACCGGCGUAUCUGGAUUGAUUGGAAAGUUCGUGUUUCCAGGACCGCCGACACCAUGGGAGGUGUGCUUCGUGGUAAGCGAUUUCGUUGGUUGGAGGUCAGGUCCCCUGGCGUGGCGUCUAAGUGCGUGCCGAGGGCUGUCUUGUCACAAUGCCAUUCGUGCCAAAGAUUCGCAUUUUUCAUUCCAUUGGGCCCCGCUGGUGGUUUUAACCAGCAUCUUCCGAGUUGACACAUGUCCGCCUAGCUUGUGGGUUUGACCGCGGUGACAGAAACAACAACAGACUUGCUUGUCUGGAUCCAAUGCUCAAGUCUGACUUUUUAUCUGGUCGCAAAGUGUAAUACUGUACCCUGUGGCUCGUUGCAGUAAAGUGAAAUGACUCUGGGCAUGUGCACCGCUCAUUAACCUGAGCAGACCCGGACAAACUUCUCAUUUCUUCCUCGGUCCUACAGUGUUGAGAUUUGCAUGGAUUAGCCAUCUUCCUUUUGCGGACACGGUCUCCUGCUGAUUUCUCCAAAUUUUGGAUGCUUUCUUGUCUGCUUCCAACAUCGUCAUCGGACAUUGUUGUCAACCCGGAUUCUUGGUCAAGGCAAACUGCUUCGUCGUCCAAAAACCAUAGUUGGGUCCUCCAACCAUCCCCAAGAGUUAUUUCACAGGAUCGACAAACUUCUAUCCGGGCUCUGUGUCUGGAGCGAUAACUAUGCAGUGGGUCUCUGUGACCGAUGAUCGUAGCUGGUGCUGAUACGAAAACCAGAGGUUGCUGCCACUGGUACAGUACAUGCACACUUGCGCGAUUCUUCAAACUCGAGCCCUGGUUCAUAAAAGCAUGUUGCCAACACCGGCUAUUCCAGUGACUGCAUGGGUCUUCCAACUCGCGUACGAAACCCCAUCGCUCGAGGUUGUUCACAACGCAGGCUAUUCCGGGUGGCUGCCAAUGCACACCUGCAAGAUUCUUCCAGCUCGAGCCCUGGUGGUGAAAUCAAAGCAGUCGGUCGUUGCUAACGCAGGUCUUUCCGGCUGCGGCAACUGUAUACCGGUAUGCACACCUGCAUGAUUCUUCAAACUAUUCGGGGGGGGGUUGAUAGGAUUCAGCAACUCCCUUCUGAAUCGAACAUCACCGUGGAUCCGUGGAGGGCAGCAAAAACAGGUGGAAUAGUCCGUGCAUGGGGAGGAACAAUUGAAAUAGACUAGAUCAUGGGGGAGAACGGUACAAGUGGUCUCCAAACCAGUCCAUCUACUAUGAUAGGUUGAGGGUCCUGCGCUGGCAUGUGUAUCAAAUCCACAAGCUUGGUUCGAUCUUCGAGCAUUACCACUAAUCUAGUAACCUCCUCAUUUGCAUAAAGAAGCUGUAAAACAAUCUAUUGGAGGAGGCGCCUCUCCUACUCACAUCCGGUACAGUACCGUACCGCGCCGUACCGGUACCGGUACUGGUACGACUGUACCGGUAGACAUAGCCAAUCAAUAAGCCAGCAGGACAUCGAAUAAUACUGAAAGGCGGU
Molecule: messenger RNA, 5901 nt
Organism: Seminavis robusta
Lineage: Eukaryota; Bacillariophyta; Bacillariophyceae; Naviculales; Naviculaceae
Source: the annotation of a GenBank genome assembly